This is a messenger RNA of Triticum turgidum subsp. durum (durum wheat), 1194 nucleotides long. The record is from the annotation of a GenBank genome assembly. NCBI's taxonomy places the organism in Eukaryota, Viridiplantae, Streptophyta, Magnoliopsida, Poales, Poaceae.
AUGUCCUUCUUCUUCCGCGCGGCGUCGCGGCCGCGUUCGUCGCAGCAGGACCUCGUGCGCUCCAUCAAGGACUCCCUCCUCGCGCUCGACACCAAGACCGGCGCCAAGGCCCUCGAAGAUGUUGAGAAAAACAUAUUCACCUUGAGACAAACACUUUCUGGUGAUGGAGAAGUUGAACCAAACCAGGAUCAUGUCUUACAGAUAGCCCUUGAAAUUUGCAAGGAGGGUGUCCUUUCUCUUUUUGUUCAGAACCUGCCUUCGCUGGGUUGGGAGGGAAGAAAGGAUCUUGCCCACUGCUGGUGCAUUUUGUUGAGGCAGAAGGUUGAUGAAAGUCACUGCUGCGUGCAGUAUAUCGAAAAUCAUGUUGAUCUUCUAGAUUUCCUUGUUGUAUGCUACAAGAACUUGGAAGUCGCAUUGAACUGUGGAAACAUGUUGCGAGAAUGCAUAAAAUAUCCCUCACUUGCAAAUUUUUCCUUCAGUUUACCUUCUAACUGUAUGUAUGAGCAGUUGGCUUUGUUCUGCUCUUUCAGAUAUAUAUUGGAGUCAAAUAGCUUCGAGUUGUUUUUCCAGUAUGUUGAAUUGCCAAACUUUGAUAUUGCUUCUGAUGCUCUGAAUACGUUCAAGGAUUUGCUCACUAGACAUGAAGAUGCAGUCUCUGAGUUUCUCAUUUCCCAUUAUGAACAGUUCUUUGAACUCUACAAAAGGCUUUUAACUUCAGAUAAUUAUGUGACAAGAAGACAAUCAGUGAAGUUUCUUUCAGAGUUUCUGUUGGAGGCCCCAAAUGCUCAGAUAAUGAAGCGGUACAUUUUGGAAGUUCGUUACUUGAACAUUAUGAUGGGUCUACUAAAGGCUGGUGGUACUAGUAUGAGAAAUGAGAAACACUGCUUUUGUAUUACUGGCUUGCCAGCCACCAUGAUAUUCAAAAUUGUGGCUACUACUGAUCCAGAGCUGAAUGUUUUUCUGUUUGUAACCAUGAUAAAUGGCAUAAUUAUUUACAGCCUAGCUGAUAGAAAGGUAUUUGUUGCCAAUCCAAACAAGCCUCGUGAUAUUAUUCAAGUUUUGGUAGACAACCACAAAGAAUUAUUGAAGUUGCUCCAUGCUCUUCCUGCAAGCAAAGGUGAAGAUGAACAACUUGACGAGGAGCGAGACUUAAUUGUCAAGGAAAUCGAGAAGCUUGUGCGCUUGUCAGUAUAG